CAGAAGUCUCAGCGAGGCCGCGGCUCUGUUAAUGUUGGCGGGAGCAGAGCAAUCGGUCACUUGGACCAGAGCUGAUUGUCCUCCCGGUGCUUGCGAGCAGCGCUCGCUGCUUCGGCCGGCAGUAUGAGGGUGGCUGUGGCUGGCUGCUGCCAUGGCGAGCUGGACAAGAUCUAUGAGACGCUGGCACUGGCGGAACGGCGGGGUCCAGGACCCAUAGACAUGCUGCUGUGCUGCGGCGACUUCCAGGCGGUGCGCAACGAGGCCGACCUGCGCUGCAUGGCUGUGCCGCCCAAGUACCGCCACAUGCAGACCUUCUACAGGUAUUACUCUGGAGAGAAAAAGGCUCCGGUUCUCACAAUCUUCAUAGGGGGGAACCAUGAAGCCUCAAACCAUUUGCAAGAGUUACCCUAUGGAGGCUGGGUGGCACCAAACAUUUAUUAUUUAGGUUUGGCUGGUGUAGUAAAAUACCGAGGCAUAAGGAUUGGUGGAAUCUCUGGUAUCUUUAAAUCUCAUGACUAUCGAAAAGGUCAUUUUGAGUACCCCCCUUAUAAUCCAGCUACAAUAAGGAGUAUAUAUCACGUAAGAAAUAUUGAAGUCUACAAAUUAAAACAGCUGAAGCAGCCUAUGGACAUAUUCUUAUCUCAUGAUUGGCCAAGAAGCAUAUAUCAUUAUGGAAAUAAGAAGCAACUUCUCAAGACUAAAUCUUUUUUCCGACAAGAAGUAGAAAAUAACACAUUAGGAAGUCCUGCUGCGUCAGAACUUUUAGAGUACUUAAAGCCUACUUACUGGUUUUCUGCACACCUCCAUGUCAAGUUUGCAGCUUUUAUGCAGCAUCAGGUCAAGGAUAAAGGACAGACAGCGAAAGCAACCAAAUUUUUAGCCUUGGACAAAUGCUUACCACAUAGAGACUUUCUUCAGGUGAUAGAAAUAGAACAUGAUCCUGAUGCACCUGAUUACUUGGAGUAUGAUAUUGAAUGGCUCACGAUUCUUAAGGCUACUGAUGAUCUUAUUAAUGUGACUGGGCGCCUGUGGAAUAUGCCUGAGAAUAAUGGCUUGCAUACAAGGUGGGAUUAUAGUGCCACAGAAGAAUCUAUGAAUGAAAUACGGGAAAAAUUGAAUCAUGACCUCAAAGUACCAUGUAACUUUAGUGUGACAGCUGCCUGUUAUGACCCUAGCAAGCCACAGACACAGAUACCAUUGGUUCAUAGGAUCAACCCUCAGACUACUGAAUUUUGUGCCCAACUUGGCAUCACAGACAUUAAUGUCAGGCUUCAGAAGGCCAAAGAAGAACAUCAUUUUUGUGGUGAAUAUGAAGAACAGGAUGAUGUGGAGAGUAAUGGCUCUGGAGAAGAUCCUAGUGAAUAUAACACAGACACUUCUGCCCUGUCCUCUAUUAAUCCAGAUGAAAUAAUGUUGGAUGAAGAGGAGGAAGAUGAAGAUAGUAUUGUAAAUACACACAGUGACGCGAAUAUAGCAUCUGUAGAACCUUCUUCUGGUCAAACCUCUGACUUUUCUACAAGCUUUUCUGAUGUCAGGAUCUUGCCAGGUUCCAUGAUUGUAUCAUCUGAUGAUACGUUGGGUUCCCCAGAUGACAGAGCGGAGAAGCCUGGUGAAACUGUGGAGUUGGGAGGGGGAACAGACUUGACCCAGGUACCAGUGAAGAGGUUAAGUGAUGAACAUGAGCCUGAACAAAGAAAGAAAAUUAAGAGGAGAAAUCAAGCCAUUUAUACUGCAGUGGAUGAUGAUGAUGAUGAUGCAGCUUAAGACAAUUUAUAUGUAGAUAUAUGACUUUUUUAGAUCCUAUUUUUAGAGUUGUAUUUUUGACUCAAGAUUUGUAAUAAUGACGUUACAUAAGAAAUGUUUAGUUAGGUAUUGACUUUGUCUUUAGGCUUUUGUAUGUUUCAGAUACAAAUAUAUUAAAAAUUUUAUAUAUUUACCUUUGUGUACCUUUCUCUUGAAGAUAGAUUAUUCAUUUUCAUUUUUAAGCAAACACUUAUUGAAUAUCUAUUUUGUGUCAGGUACUCUUUUAAGGUGGCACUAUAAAAAUUAGGAAGACAGGGAUUUUUGCAU
This is a messenger RNA of Condylura cristata (star-nosed mole), 2070 nucleotides long. RefSeq names its product debranching RNA lariats 1 (gene DBR1). Gene Ontology annotation, cellular component: nucleus. The record is from RefSeq and is a predicted model, not a curated record. The transcript has 8 exons. Gene Ontology annotation, molecular function: RNA lariat debranching enzyme activity. Gene Ontology annotation, biological process: mRNA splicing, via spliceosome. The coding region runs from base 124 to 1764 and encodes 546 amino acids. Lineage: Eukaryota; Metazoa; Chordata; Mammalia; Eulipotyphla; Talpidae.